Bacidia gigantensis is the source of this 3945-nucleotide messenger RNA. RefSeq lists its product as uncharacterized. The record is from RefSeq and is a predicted model, not a curated record. The transcript is spliced from 11 exons. Gene Ontology annotation, molecular function: guanyl nucleotide binding; serine-type endopeptidase activity; G-protein beta/gamma-subunit complex binding. Lineage: Eukaryota; Fungi; Ascomycota; Lecanoromycetes; Lecanorales; Ramalinaceae. Gene Ontology annotation, biological process: G protein-coupled receptor signaling pathway; proteolysis. Bases 1 to 3945 code for a protein of 1314 amino acids.
AUGCUCGUAUCGAAAGCACGAGAUGCACUGGCUAGGCAGUCGUCGCAGGCAAACGGUGGUGCAUACGUGUGCAUGGAUGAUGCGCACCCCACUUCGCCCGCAUUACGGGGACACAUCACUGGCGGAACAGGUUCAGUUGGCAAGGACCGUCUACUCAUUAUGCAUCAAUCACUCUUUCUUACUGCUAUCGCCCUUACUGUGAGCACAUUGGCUGCGCCAGCCCCAUCCAGCAAUCAUGUUCUUCAUGAAAAACGAGAGGCGAAACUUUUGCAUUGGGAGAAGAGAGAUCGUGUUCAUCCUGACGUCCUUUUGCCAGUCAGGAUCGGGUUGACUCAAAGCAACCUUGACAAGGGACCAGAGUUACUAGAUGAAGUAUCGAAUCCAGCAUCACCAAAGUACGGUCAGCAUUAUUCGAUGGAAGAUGUUUACGACAUCUUUGCACCCCAAACAGAGACUGUAGAGGCCGUGCGCACCUGGCUUCAGGACUCAGGCAUCCACGUCGACCGAAUUUCCCAAUCCACCAACAAGCAAUGGAUUCAGCUUGAUUCGACUACAGCGGAGCUUGAAAGCUUGAUCAACGCAGACUAUCACCACUACGAGCAUUACCAGACGGGCAGAUCAAACAUUGCUUGUGACGAGUACUCUGUCCCAGCCCAUGUACAACCACACAUUGACUACAUUACGCCUGGUCUCAAGCUCCUGACCCCUUCACAUCCCAAAGACCCCGAAGAGAAAGCCAAGGUCCGCAAGCGUACUUUCGGCGUGACUGCACCAUCGAGUGGGGGGCACAAGCCAGCCAAAGGCAACGAACUCGGCAUCUUCGAAGACCUAGGCGACGUGUACGCGCAAGAAGACCUCGACCUCUUCUUCGCCACUCUCGCCCCAAACAUCCCAAUCGGUACCCACCCAAAGCUCGACGCCAUCGACGGUGCCACGGCGCCGAAUCCUGUCACAGCUGCUGGCGCCGAGUCCGAUCUCGAUUUCCAAAUCAGUUACCCCAUCAUCUAUCCGCAAAACAGCAUUCUCUUCCAGACGGACGAUCCCGUCUACGAAGCCGACUACGAAUUCAAUGGCUUUCUCAACAACUUUCUCGAUGCUAUCGACGGCAGUUAUUGCACGUACUCCGCCUUUGGCGAGACCGGUAAUUCGCCUCUUGAUCCCCCGUAUCCGGAUCCGGCGCCUGGCGGGUAUAAGGGGCAGCUGCAGUGCGGCGUCUACACCCCGACAAACGUCAUCUCCAUCUCCUACGGCGGCCAAGAAUCCGACCUCCCGGCCUCCUACCAACAGCGCCAAUGCAACGAAUACAUGAAACUCGGCAUGGCCGGCAUCUCCAUCGUUGUCGCCUCAGGCGACUCUGGCGUCGGCGGACCCAUGGGCCGCUGCCUCGGCCCCAACAACAAUAUCUUCUCCCCGGACUUUCCUGCUACUUGCCCCUUCCUCACUACCGUCGGCUCCACCUUCUUGCCCCCAAAUGGUGAUGUCACGAAGGAUGCUGAGGUCGCUACGACAAGGUUUCCGAGUGGAGGCGGGUUUUCUAAUGUUUUUGGACGGCCGAAGUAUCAGGAUGCCGCUGUGGCCGCGUAUUUGGCCAGUGGGGUUGUGGGGGUUCCGGGGUAUGCGAAUGGGAGUGUGGGUCAGGGCGGCGGGGUGUAUAAUAAAGAUGGGAGGGGCUAUCCGGAUGUUAGCGCUGUGGGCGAUAAUGUGGUUAUUUUUAAUAAGGGGAUGCCGGUGUUGAUUGGGGGCACUAGUGCCAGUGCGCCGGUUUUCGCGAGUGUGUUGGUUAGGGUUAAUGAGGAACGGAUUGCACGGGGAAAGGGGAGGGUGGGGUUUGUUAAUCCGGUUUUGUAUGCCCAUCCGGAGAUCCUGAAUGAUGUUACCGUGGGCAAUAAUCCUAAUUGUGGGAGUAAUGGGUUUGCGGCUACGAAGGGGUGGGAUCCUGGAAGUGUUGUAGCGACUGCCGCCGAAUAUAGAUCGAAUGAUACAGGCCACGCCAGCGACGACGCUGCUAUGGACCCACUUUCCGUUGCGGCGUCUGUGGUCGGCCUACUGACAGCAGCAGGAAAAGUCUCUGCCCUUCUCUCAAAGUUUGUUGGCGGCUCAGUGGGCGCGCCUGUACUUGCGAAGACGAUCUUACAAGAAGUUACAGACAUAAGCGCCUGUCUCGCUCAAUUGCAGACGUUCUUGACCGGCACGCGGAUAGGAUCGAGAUCCAGGACGGCGUUGAUAUUGGUGGAGCAAGUUGUCGUGACACUGACUGAUUGCGUCCUUACAUUCUCCGAGCUUGAAGAUAUCCUUGGAUCUCUCAAAGUCGGAGACCCGAGGGUGAUCAUCAACCGACUCCUGUGGGUCAAGCGGGAAUCGGCGCUUAGAGCUCUCACCCAACGUCUGCACUCUUCGAAGACCUCGCUCAACUUGAUGUUGUCGACUCUGACUUGUGAAUCAGUCGACCAAGCCACGAGCGCCGUUGAACAUCUCACAGAGCUUGUGCAACAAGUAUUACGGGACAAUCAGGAUCUUGUGUCACGACUACAACAGGCCCCAUCUAUCAGUAGCAACGUAACAGCGCCAUCAACUCUUUCAGCACAUAAUACAGUCGGCGGUAAUGCCAAGGACGAGGAUGACCCUUUGACUGACGAGGAUGACGAGGAUGAUGCUUCAACUAUCAUUCCACGUAACCGUGGCAAGCUUCUCUUUAAAUUUCCUAGGGAUUCUGAACUGCAGUUCGAGCAUGACCUUCAAAACUCUCGAGUCUACACCCGCACGAUGCGUAGAAAGUCGAGGGACUCGCUAGUAUCGUCUGCUGCUAUUUCUUUGGGUUGGUCUUGUCUCUCGGAGAUCAGUCUCGCUGGUGUUUCGCAAAUUUCUGUAAUUUCUUUACCUGUGACGGCCAGCGAACUUGCCAAUGGUCAACAUUAUCAUACACACGGAAGCAAACCCUCCUCAAUUCCCGUGACGAAGACCUCGCAAGACCUCAGGCCUAUCCAGAUAUCAUUGAUAGGUGCAUUAAUUUCAGGAAAAACCACGGUCUUCAGGCAGCUGCGACAAAUACAUGGGGUUGAGAUGGCUAGUUGGGAGCGCGACGAAGCCCGUGCAGUAUUGCGGAAAAAUCUCGAUACGGUCUCCAGGCUAUUGUGUGGACUACUUAUUCCUCUGUCGGAACAUGACUUCCAGUACCUUGAUAUUGACCACGAAAGCAUUCUCGAGCAUCCAGAGCUAGUUCUACCAGGCGACCUGUCGGAGAACUCCAGCUUUUUCCAUGCGAGGAGCGGCACCACAAGUGACGAACCAUUUGACUUUUGGUACAAAGGCCGAGCAUACCAAUUAAAAGACAUCGGCAAUAGAAGGCCUAGUCAUAAGAUAUGGUUGGCAGAUUGUGUCAAUUCUGACGUUAUCAUGUAUACCGUCGCGCUCACUGGGUAUUGCUACACAUCCUGGCGAGACACUAAUUUGAACCAAAUGGAUGAAGCUUUGGCUGGAUUUCAGUGGCUUACCAAAAAAACGCGUGCUCCAAUCAUAUUACUCUUCACCAAAACAGACGUGCUUCGGAGGAAUCUACCAAUAUUUCCAUUAUCUCAUUACGCCGAAUCCUAUUCUCACGGGACAAACUACGAGAAAGCCUGCGAAUAUUUUGCGGACCGCUUCCAGCAAUUAUAUACCAGGCAUUUCGCUGGAGCAAAUGAGCUAUUUAUCUACUUCGUCAAUGCUGUCGAUCCAAACGAAGUUAAAAUCGUAUUUCGGAGGAUCGAACAAGAAGUCUUAAGCAACUAUCACAAGUACACGCCUACGCCAGAAACAGGCCGAACGACACUUGCCAGUAACCACCACGCAAUUCAUGUCGAACAAAAGAUAGAAACCUCAGAGCAGUCCUACGGAAGCUCCGUUCCAUUGUUGCAAAGACCCGCCCUGCAUACUUUUGGUAUUACUACCGAUUGCUCAGCCAAUUGA